AUGCCUGCCGCCAUUCCGACAAUUACAGUUGGCUCCGGCCUUGGGGCCACCGCUUUCAUGCUCACCAAUGAAGCAGCCACCAGGACCCUCGGCGUGAAGGUCUUUGCGGCGUUGUGGGCUGCUCAAUUUCUUGCAUAUGGUUUCUAUUGCAUGUUUAUAUACCCCUUCUUUCUAUCGCCCCUACGACACCUGCCAACUGCUUCAGGCUGGCAGCUGGGCCUCGGGCACUCUGUUCAAGCAAUUAACAAGGGUCUUGGUCCUACUGGUCGAAAAUGGAUUGCAGAGACUCCAAAUGACGGGUUCAUUCGCAUGUUUGGGCCGUUUCACCGCGAAUACGUCUUCGUGACAUCACCGGCGGCCCUCGCUGAAAUCACUGUUUCCAAAGCGUACGAGUUCGAGAAGCCGCGAGCCCUGCGCGAGGUGUUCGGCUCAGUCCUGGGCCACGGCCUCGUCCUCGUCGAGGGCCAGGAGCACAAGCUGCAGCGCCGAAACCUCCUGCCGGCCUUUGCCUUCCGCCACAUCAAGGACCUCUACCCGCUGUUCUGGAGCAAGGCCUGCGAGGUGGUGCAGGUCAUGAGCCAGGAGUGCGACGCCGACGGCCGCGCCGAGAUCGAGGUCGAGCACUGGGCCGGCCGCGUCUCCCUUGACGUCAUCGGCGUCGCGGGCAUGGGCCGCGACUUUGACGCCACGCACAACGAGCACGACCCCCUCGUCAAAACGUACAUGAGUAUCGCCACGCACACGGCGCAGGACCGCCUCAUCUUCGCCAUGGUAGACCUCCUGUCGUCGGUGCUGCCGCCGUCGUUCAUCCUCAACCCGCUGGUGCCGCGCCCGCGCGAGAUGAUGCGCGCGUCCAAGCAGAUCCGCGGCGUCUGCAGCGACCUGAUCCGCGCCAAGAAGGAGCGGCUGCGGGAGAGCAAGCUCGACGACGUCGACAUCCUGUCCGUCGCGAUGCGCUCCGGCGUCUUCGACGAGGAGGAGCUGGUCCACCACAUGAUGACCUUCCUCGGCGCCGGCCACGAGACGACCGCCUCGGCGCUGACGCUCGCCAUCUACGCACUGUGCUGCCACCCGGACAUCCAGACGCGCCUACGCGAGGAGAUCCGCGCGAAUCUGCCCCCCGUGACCGACCCCCGCGAGAUGACAAGCCUCGAGAUCGACCGCCUGCCGUACCUCGGCGCCGUGUGCAGCGAGGCGCUGCGGCUGUACAGCCCGGUGCCGCAGUCCGGUCGCGUGGCGGUGCGCGACACAGUGAUCCAGGGCCAGCGCAUGCCCAAGGGCACGCGGCUGCUGUUGCUGCCGUGGGCGGUCAACGCGGACGCGGGGCUCUGGGGUGCGGACAGCAGCCAGUUCCGACCGGAGCGGUGGCUGGUGGCGGACGCCGCCGACGGGCUUGGCGGCACGGCGGCCAACGCCAAGGACGCGGCGCUGGGCGGUGCGUCGAGCAAUUAUGCGUUCAUGUCGUUCUUGCACGGCCCGCGCAGCUGCAUCGGCAUGAGCUUCGCAAAGGGCGAGUUCGCGUGCCUACUGGCGGCGUGGGUCGGCCGCUUCGAGUUUGAGCUCCGCGACAAGGCCAUGCUGGACGAGGCCAACAUCAAGUUUGAGCAGCUGGUCACAUCCAAGAUUGCGGGCGGCCUGCACGUCCGCAUGAGGGUCAUUCCGGGGUAUUGA
This is a messenger RNA of Cordyceps fumosorosea ARSEF 2679, 1671 nucleotides long. RefSeq names its product cytochrome P450 78A3. The transcript has 2 exons. The record is from RefSeq and is a predicted model, not a curated record. Lineage: Eukaryota; Fungi; Ascomycota; Sordariomycetes; Hypocreales; Cordycipitaceae. Gene Ontology annotation, molecular function: oxidoreductase activity, acting on paired donors, with incorporation or reduction of molecular oxygen; heme binding; monooxygenase activity. Bases 1 to 1671 code for a protein of 556 amino acids.